ACAGUGCUAGAGCUGUGUUUCUGUGUUAUUAGUUAGGUGUCUGUUAAAGAGAUUCUUCAUGUCAAUUAUAUUCUUCAAAUGAUCUGUAGAUUUUUAUGAUUAUUUAUUCAGUCGAGCUGAAUUAUCAGAAAUCUUGAGGAAAUCUUGUAAUCAUCAGAGAUGGCAAAGUCUGCAGGUACCAAGGAUUCUAAUGAACUGGCACAUCUUUUGAAAACAUAUGUAGAGAAAUUAGAGAAGCUGUGUCAUCUUUGCAACAUCAUCCCAAUAUGUGGCUUUCCCAAAAGAAAUAAAGCAAUGAAAAGAAUGGCAGAAUCACUGCUUAAAGUCCAUCAUGAGAAAAGGGGUUCCUAUAGUGUCUCAACAAUACACAAAAUCAUAAAAUCAGGAACAACACUGAUUGAAGACACAAUUGAGAUUUUGGAAGAGGAUCUAGAUCCGGUUCAACCGUGUUCCAUGAGUGGGCCUGAACCGGUCAUAAAUAUUCAUGUUUUCCAGAGCCAAGAAUUGACCAAGCACUAUGAAAAACUUGUAUCAGUUUUCCCAGGAGAAUCAGAAAAAGAUUACAUUUUGAAAAUACUUAAAGAAAUCAUCGAUAAAGAUACCAAGGAUUCUAAUGAACUGGCUCGUCUUUUGAAAACAUAUGUGGAGAAAUUAAAGGAGCUGUGUCAUCUUUGCAACAUCUACCCAAAAAGUGGCUUUCCCAAAAGAAAUAAAGCAAUGAAAAGAAUGGCAGAAUCACUGCUUAAAGUCCAUCAUGAGAAAAGGGGUUCCUAUAGUGUCUCAACAAUACACAAAAUCAUAACAGCAUUGAUUGAAAACACAAUCAAGAUGUUGGAAGAGGAUCUAGAUCCGGUUCAACCGUGUGCCAUGAGUGUUUCAGAAUUGACCAAGCACUACAAAGAACUUGUAUCAGUUUUCCCAGGAAAAUCAAAAAAAGAUAAUUACAUUUUAAACCUACUUAAAGAAAUCAUCGAUAAAGCUUCAAAUACUCAAUGUGUUGAAUUCCCCUUCGAUUGUAAGAGCUGUUCUAAGUUUAAGGAUUCAUCUAAAUGGGAACUGUUUGAACCCUCAGAGAUCUCAGAUGAAGCACAGAUGAUGUACCGAAUGAAUUUGGAAUCAGGCUGUUAUGAGUGCAUGAGAACCGGUCUUCGUGUUGAAUGUUUUGGUGAUGUUCAGCUGAAGUAUCAAACAUGUGACUGGGAUCGUGUUCGUCGUGAUCCAGUAAUGGAGAAUUAUUCACCCUGUGGUUCAUUGAUGAAUGUUAAAGUCAUCUCAGGAGAACUGAAGGCUGUCUAUCUACCUCACUUUCUGUGUUUAGGUGGAUCUAUUGAUGAGGAUAAAGUGAAAGUUCUUCAUGUUGAAGACAGUGGAGUUUCACUGGAGAAAUGUGAGUUAACUCGAUUUCAUGCCAAGCUUCUGAAUAACAACUUUUCUCUAAAAGGUCUUCUGGUGCGGAUGGGCUUUCCUGUGAAUAUUCACUGUCAAACACUGAUCUAUCAGACUAGAAAAACUCAUCUGACACUUCAUGUCUACCUGAUUCCAAAUGAAAAUACAUUGAAAAAGGCUGUUAAUAAAAAAGAGGGUACAAAUUUGUUAAUCGAUAAGCCCAGGCCUGUACACCCACUUCGGAUGAACACCUUGUUUACACAUUCACCACUGAAGAAAUCUGCGCUUCAUCCUGAAAUCACACCUGAGAGUUUACAGCUCACAUACAGUAAGAAUUUCUUUGAAGCAUUCAUUGAAUCACCAAAAGAGGACUUCUCUCUCCAGCUGAUGGCACAGGAAAAUAAUGAAGUUGUAUGGAAAGUCAGUAUACGUAAAGGUGAUUACAAGCAGAUCAUUUCUACAGUUGAUGGACACACAUCAGCUCGUUUAACUGGUACAGGAUCUGUGUCUGAUAUCCUCCUGGAGUGUCUUGAAGAGCUGGAAUCUAAGGAACUGAAAAAAUUUAAGUGGAAUUUGACUAAAGACUUACUUAAGGUGAAAGACAAAAUUCCCAGAAGCAAACUGGAGGACAAAGAAAUAUGGGAUAUUGUGACAUGUAUGAUUGAACAUUAUCAAGUUGAUGGUGCUGUUGAAGUUACUCUGAUGGUUUUAAAAAUGAUGAAACAAAACCAUCUUGCAGAACAAUUGCAGGAGAAGUAUACACAGUUUCAACAGUAACAACAUAAACAAGCGGCGUUCAUGGUCAACACGUAACUUCCGGUUAACUCCGCUACGAAUAAAUAACAACAAAGUACUUUAAACACAGUUCAUUUGUAUAAUAAGCAAAAUAAACAACACGUAGAUUACCUAGAAAACCAAAACAUUUGUUAUUUUCGAUGAGGUAUUUGUUCAAGAGUUCAGUUUAGCAACGAGUCGGACCAUUAAACAAACAGAAACCGGAAGUAAAGUUCGGGCCAGACACGUAUCGGGCUCUAUUUUAACGAUCUGAAACGCAAGUGCGAAGCGCAACGCGCAAGUGAGUUUGUGGGCGGAUCUUGGGCGCUGUUGCUAUUUUCCCGGCGUGAGAAAUAACUCUUGCGCCGGGCGCAAAUCAAUAAGGGGUUGGUCUGAAGUAGGUUCAUUAUUCAUAGGUGUGGUUUGGGCGUAACGUCAAAUAAACCAAUCAGAACGCUAGCCAACAUUCCCUUUAAACGCAAGGGCGCAAGUUCCAUGGCAGGUUGCUAUUAUUAUGACGGAUUUACCAGGCGCACGCCAGGAGCGGUUCACAGCCGAGGAGACCGACGUCCUUGUACGGGGGAAUCCCACGCUUGCCAGCAUAAAUCGGGCACGCCGUGUAACGGGAGGUGGAUCUGCCUCAGGACUUGACGCCAGCAGAGGACAUCGCUGCGUCCACCCUCACCGCUGAAAGGGUUUGGGGGCUUUGAAAUCGGACCCAAGAAACGCAAGCAAGGUCCAACCUAAAAGUACUCUUUCAAAUCAAGUUCAUAUACAUUAAGGUUUCUUAUGAAAACAUUUUAACUAUUAUUUACAUAAAAUAAACGUAAUACAGCCACACAACAAAGUUAUGAAAAUAUUUUAAUCGUUAUUUGCAUGAGAAUAAAUAAAAACUAUCACCACAAUGCUCACCACUAUGAUUCCCCUUAUCUCGUGUAUUAAUAUUUUUAAGUGUAACAAUUUAUGAUUUGCAAAAAUAACUGUUGCAUCUGUGUAGAUUAGAUAAGCAAAGUGUAUGCGCGUUGUGUACGCUAUACAUUAUGGUCAAGCAUGCGCCCUUAAAAUAGCAUAAUGAACCACGCGCAACGCGCCACUGACUUUAGACUAGUUUUUUUUGGUUAGUAGCGCAAUUGUUUUUUGAAACUGCAAAAUAGCAUAAGAGAUGGUUUGCGCCGCAACACGCCUCCUUUUUGCGCUGAACCGCCCAGGGAGCGCAAGUUCAUUCCCUAGUUUGCUGACGUGCAUCUGUGGAGGGAAAAACCCCGCUGUGCGCCGGCGCAAAAUACGAAUGAUACAUGCGUCACUGACAAAGUCAAUUGCGCUGGGUGCAAGAUAGGGCCCAUCAUGUCACUGCAUGUGCGUCCAAUGAAACCGUCUAUAAAGUGUAAAGCUGAAUUUGAAUAACAUGACGAUGAGCACGAACACAAGCAGCCUACAGGUUUCAAUUCCUUUCAAAUCACAGAGAAAACAGAGCUGCAGCACAUAAAACAGACAAGAGCUCAGCAAAUAUGAAGAAAAGAUAAAACACUAAUCAAGAUAAAUAAACAUGGGUGACAAUAAUGAGAAACACAUGGGAAAAAAACAGGGAGAUUCAGGUACUGUAUGUAUUCUAACUGGAUGUAAACAUACAAAAUAAUCAUCUUGUAAAAAUGUAAAGAUUUUUCUUGUGUUUGGUUAAUGUCAAAUAAGAAUAUCUGAGACCUCUUUCAAAUGUGUGUUUUUAUAUUUACUUCAGUAUGACUUUUAUGUUCGCUAUUAAAUUUGACUGACAUUUUGCUAUCCCUGCUUAUAAAACAAGCUUAAACCAAGCCAAGCUAUUGUUCAGCUGGUUUUGUCGGUUGGCCAAAAUUCUUUUAAAACCGGCUUGCUAAACCAGCUGGACGACCAACUAAAAUAAGCUUGUUUUUAUCUGGGGUUUUUCAGUAUAGAA
Messenger RNA from Paramisgurnus dabryanus, 4090 nucleotides. Lineage: Eukaryota; Metazoa; Chordata; Actinopteri; Cypriniformes; Cobitidae. The record is from RefSeq and is a predicted model, not a curated record.